AUGACUCUGAGCUCGGAGAUGUCCGAUGCCUCGGGACUGGCUGAAGAGACCGACAUCGAUGUGGUGGGCGAGGGCGAGGAGGAAGACGAGGAGCCCCGGCGCGGCGGGCGCCCCUAUGCCCAGGAGGAGGAAGAGGAGGAGGAGGAGGAAGACGAGGAGGUGGGGGAGCUCCCCGAUGACAUCUCGCUGCCCAGGUCCCCGGCGUGCGGCGGCGCGGGCAGCUCCCCCACCUCCUCCCAGCGCCCCUACAAGGCGGCGGCGGGCGGCGGCGGGGCCAGCAAGAACAGCCUGGUGAAGCCGCCCUACUCCUACAUCGCGCUCAUCACCAUGGCCAUCCUGCAGAGCCCCAAGAAGCGCCUGACGCUCAGCGAGAUCUGCGAGUUCAUCAGCGGCCGCUUCCCCUACUACCGGGAGAAGUUCCCCGCCUGGCAGAACAGCAUCCGCCACAACCUCUCGCUCAACGACUGCUUCGUCAAGAUCCCCCGCGAGCCCGGCAACCCGGGCAAGGGCAACUACUGGACCCUGGACCCGGAGUCCGCCGACAUGUUCGACAACGGCAGCUUCCUGCGCCGGAGGAAGCGCUUCAAGCGGCAGCCGCUGCCGGCGCCCGAGCUGCUGCUGCGCGGGGUGGAUCCCGGCACCUUCCUGCAGCAGCAGCCGCCGCCGCCGCAGCCGGCGCCCUACGGCUACGGACCCUACAGCUGUGGAUAUGGCAUUCAGCUCCAGCCUUACCACCCGCACUCCGCCGCCCUCUUUGCCUUUCACCACCACUCCCCGCCGGCCCGGCAGCCGCCCCCGAGCGCCGCCGGCCCCGUCCUGCCUCCUGCUGCUGCUCCUGCAGCUCCACCAGCCUCCUUACUGCCAGCGGCGGAGCUGGCCAGGACCUUCAGCUACCCGCCCCAGCUUAGCCCGUCCCUGACUUCUUCUCUGCACGCUGCCAAAUCCAGCAGCUCGGCUCUGGCCCGGUCCCCCUUCUCCAUUGAGAGCAUCAUCGGGGGGGCUGGCAGCAGCUGUGCGUCCCAGUCUGCGGUGGUUCCCGUCUUAGCCAGGUCUCUGGUUUCUUCGUCCUCCGUUUCUUCUGCCGCCGCGGCCUUAGGGGCACUGCACCAAGGGACAGCCUUGUCCAAUGUCGAAAACUUUACUGCUAGGAUUUCAAAUUGUUAA
Molecule: messenger RNA, 1164 nt
Organism: Terrapene triunguis (Three-toed box turtle)
Lineage: Eukaryota; Metazoa; Chordata; Testudines; Emydidae
Gene: FOXD1
Product: forkhead box D1
Exons: 1
Coding region: 1-1164 (387 amino acids)
Biological process (GO): regulation of transcription by RNA polymerase II; cell differentiation; anatomical structure morphogenesis
Molecular function (GO): RNA polymerase II cis-regulatory region sequence-specific DNA binding; DNA-binding transcription factor activity, RNA polymerase II-specific
Source: RefSeq, a predicted model, not a curated record